Molecule: messenger RNA, 426 nt
Organism: Brassica oleracea var. oleracea
Lineage: Eukaryota; Viridiplantae; Streptophyta; Magnoliopsida; Brassicales; Brassicaceae
Product: probable F-box protein At4g22165
Exons: 1
Source: RefSeq, a predicted model, not a curated record
AGCCUCCGAUGGAGGUGGUCUCAGUGCGGUGUUAUUGUGGAAAGACUACGUUUAGGUCUUGUUGUUCCGACAAAACUUGUAGUCACGGUGACAGGAGAAGUCUUCAAGGUUGAAAAAUGGUGGAGGCCGAGGUCUGAAACCUGGUCCUUCAGGGUUAUCAAGCUUUGUUCACUAGGAUUCCUGAGGAUGAGGAAUCACCAACUCGUUGGUUCUUUGGGAGACGAGUCAAUGCUUUUGGAUCAAGGCAUCACUGUGCUCGGCAAUGACGGAUUCAUUAGAGAUUCCAUCUAUUUCAGUGUUAAAAGGGAUAACACAAGUUCUAUCUUUGUUUUUAAUCUCAAGACAAAGAAGACAGAGCCGCUGCACAACUUUGAUUGUUCUUACCAAGGUUUACGCAAACAUGAUGGAUACCAACUACGUUAUUGA